Homalodisca vitripennis (glassy-winged sharpshooter) is the source of this 711-nucleotide messenger RNA. Its product is annotated as jerky protein homolog-like. Lineage: Eukaryota; Metazoa; Arthropoda; Insecta; Hemiptera; Cicadellidae. Gene Ontology annotation, molecular function: DNA binding. Gene Ontology annotation, cellular component: nucleus. The transcript has a single exon. The record is from RefSeq and is a predicted model, not a curated record. The coding region runs from base 1 to 711 and encodes 236 amino acids.
AUGCUCCCAACAAAAAGUUUGGCUCUCAAACAAGAGAAAGCUGCAGCAGGAUAUAAAAAAAGUAAGGACAGAGUUACUGUGUUGGCUUGCAGUAACGCAACAGGAACUCAUAAAUUAAAAUUGGCUCUGAUAGGAAAGGCCAGGAAACCUAGAGCCUUCAAAAAUAUUAAAAUGAAUGGUGACCAUUUUGACCUCCCCGUUUUUUACAGACACCAAUCAAAUGCUUGGAUGUCAGAGAGCAUUUUUAACGAAUGGUUUCACAAACAGUUUGUGCCCGAAAUUAAGAAGCAUCUAAAGUCCCAGAACCUUCCAAUGAAAGCACUCUUGAUCCUCGACAACGCAACAACGCACCCGGCUGUAGAUGUCAUUCAAGACGGAGAAAUUAAAGCUAUGUUCUUGCCCCCUAACGUAACCUCCCUUUGCCAGCCUAUGGACCAAGGAGUUUUGGUAACGCUUAAGAAGUUGUAUAGGAAGAAACUCCUUUCAUGUCUCAUUCAAGCCCUAGAUGAAGGAGUCGAAUUAGUGGAUAAGUUAAAAAAAAUUGAUAUGCUGGAUGUUGUUGGCUGGAUUUCCCAGGCAUGGGAUGAACUCAAUCCCCUAACGCUCGUGCGUUCUUGGAGGAAGCUCUUGGACCACCAGGGAAAUGAGUUCAACGAAGAAAUUAAAGAUGACGAGCUAGCCACUUUAAUGGAAAAAAAUCCCAGGUUGUGA